AUGCCUUCAAUCAAAGAUACCCUUACUCUUUUGCUGAGCCAAGCCCUCCUUGCCGCUGGCAGCCCGGUAGAUGGGGAGACCGUUGUGAAGCGACAAUGCCCAGGAAUCCACGUCUUCGGUGCCCGUGAAACGACAGUAGGUCCGGGCUAUGGCUCCUCCAUUACUGUUGUAAACUUGGUCAUCCAAGCCCAUCCGGGAACCACAUCCGAGGCAAUCGUCUAUCCGGCUUGCGGUGGUCAGGCUUCUUGUGGCGGCAUCAGCUAUGCCAAUUCCGUUGUGAACGGUACCAACGCUGCGGCUACUGCGAUCAACAACUUUCACAACUCCUGCCCAGACACUCAGCUGGUGCUGGUUGGAUACUCACAGGGUGCCCAAAUAUUUGAUAAUGCCCUCUGUGGAGGAGGUGACCCUGGUGAAGGAAUCACAAACACUGCUGUUCCCCUAACUGCGGGAGCAGUUACCGCUGUGAAAGCCGCAAUCCUCAUGGGAGACCCUCGAAACAUUCAUGGACUGCCAUAUAACGUCGGAACCUGUACUACCCAGGGUUUCGACGCCCGCCCAGCUGGCUUCGUCUGCCCCAGCGCGUCCAAGAUCAAGUCAUACUGCGAUUCCGCAGACCCGUAUUGCUGCACUGGAAACGACCCCAACGUCCACCAAGGUUAUGGCCAGGAGUACGGCCAGCAAGCCCUUGCUUUCAUCAACAGCCAGCUCUCCUCGGGCGGUUCUCCGCCCCCGCCCGGCGGCCCGAGCAGCACCGUGGGGCCGACCAGCACGAGGACUGGAAGCUCUCCUGGCCCGACGCAGACUCACUGGGGCCAGUGCGGCGGAAUUGGGUACUCGGGGCCCACGCAAUGUGAGGCCGGCACGACUUGCCAGGUCCUGAACCAGUACUACUCUCAGUGCUUGUAA
Molecule: messenger RNA, 909 nt
Organism: Trichoderma citrinoviride
Lineage: Eukaryota; Fungi; Ascomycota; Sordariomycetes; Hypocreales; Hypocreaceae
Product: carbohydrate-binding module family 1 protein
Exons: 3
Coding region: 1-909 (302 amino acids)
Biological process (GO): carbohydrate metabolic process
Cellular component (GO): extracellular region
Molecular function (GO): hydrolase activity; cellulose binding
Source: RefSeq, a predicted model, not a curated record